Aspergillus aculeatus ATCC 16872 is the source of this 1371-nucleotide messenger RNA. RefSeq names its product zinc metalloprotease. The transcript has 5 exons. Bases 1 to 1371 code for a protein of 456 amino acids. The record is from RefSeq and is a predicted model, not a curated record. Gene Ontology annotation, molecular function: metalloendopeptidase activity. Gene Ontology annotation, biological process: CAAX-box protein processing. Gene Ontology annotation, cellular component: endoplasmic reticulum membrane. NCBI's taxonomy places the organism in Eukaryota, Fungi, Ascomycota, Eurotiomycetes, Eurotiales, Aspergillaceae.
AUGUAUAUUCUCGAGCAACUGGCGCGUCUGCUCGACCGCCCAUUCUUCCCAUGGAAAAAUGUCCUCGUGGGGUUCUCUCUGGGACAGUUUGUGCUAGAAGGACUCUUGUCUUUCCGUCAGUACAAGGUCUUGCAGCGGACGAAACCUCCCCAGGUCUUGGAGGGCGAGGUGUCGCAGAAGGUUUAUGAUCAGAGUCAGGCUUACGGUCGCGCCAAAGCCAAGUUCGGUUUCUUUGCAGGUCUUUACAGUCAAAUUCAGAAUCUCGCGUUCAUCUACGGCGAUGUCCUCCCCAAGCUUUGGGGUGUCAGUGGUCUCUUGUUGGCACGGUAUCUUCCAGCUCGGUUCCAGGGUGAAAUUGCCCAGACACUCCUAUUUCUCUUCGGUUUCAACUUGAUCAGCACGGUUCUAUCUAUCCCGGUUUCGUACUACAAUACGUUCGUUCUUGAGGAGAAGUUUGGUUUCAAUAAGCAGACCGUCAAGCUCUGGGUCACGGACAUGCUCAAGGGUCAAAUGCUGGGUAUCGUGCUGGGAACUCCGAUCAUCAGUGCUGUUCUCAAGAUCAUUCAGAAGACUGGCAACUCAUUCUUCUACUACCUCUGGAUCUUCGGUAUCUUCAUUCAGGUCUUUGCCAUUACAAUCUACCCCAUCGUUAUCCUUCCUCUGUUCAACAAGCUGUCGCCCCUGGAGCCCGGCCAAAUCAAGACGGGUGUUGAGAACCUUGCCAAGAAGCUCGAAUUCCCUCUGAAGGAGCUGCAUGUCAUUGACGGCAGCAAGCGCAGUGCUCACAGCAACGCCUACUUCUACGGACUUCCCUGGAAGAAGCACAUCGUCAUUUAUGAUACCUUGAUCGAGAAGAGCGAGCCUGAAGAGGUAGUCGCGGUGCUCAGUCAUGAACUCGGCCACUGGAGCCUGAGCCACACUACCAAGCUGUUCGGUAUCGCCCAGUUCCACAUGUUCUACAUCUUCGCGCUAUUUUCUGCUUUCGUGAACAACAAGUCCCUGUACCAGUCAUUUGGCUUCCACAGCCAGCAGCCCAUUAUGGUCGGAUUCCUCUUGUUCUCCGACGCCCUCGCUCCCAUGGACGCUGUCGUCAAGCUGCUAAUGAACAUUCUCAGCCGCAAGUUUGAGUUCGAGGCUGACGCCUUCGCUGUUGGACUUGGAUACUCUGAGGAACUAGCACAGUCUCUUCUCAAGCUCCAGAUCCAGAACCUCAGCACUAUGGAUGCUGACUGGAUGUACGCAAGCUACCACUACUCUCACCCUAUUCUUUCGGAACGCCUCAAGGCGCUUGGCUGGAAGGGCGGAAAGGUCACCAACCUCAAAGAGGAAGACAGCGAGAAACCGGUCAAGGCCGCCGAUCGCGAGCUGUGA